Suillus discolor is the source of this 1120-nucleotide messenger RNA. RefSeq lists its product as uncharacterized. NCBI's taxonomy places the organism in Eukaryota, Fungi, Basidiomycota, Agaricomycetes, Boletales, Suillaceae. The transcript has 8 exons. The record is from RefSeq and is a predicted model, not a curated record. Gene Ontology annotation, molecular function: mRNA binding. The coding region runs from base 26 to 991 and encodes 321 amino acids. Gene Ontology annotation, cellular component: cytoplasm; nucleus; ribonucleoprotein complex.
CUGUACUCUUUCACUUUCAACCACCAUGGCAAGACGCUUGUACCUUGGCAGACUUCCCCCUGAUGCCCGUUCUGAUGACGUGGCUAAGUUUUUCGAUGGCUAUGGCCGUAUCAUUGACUGUCGUGUCAUGACCGGUUCGUCGGACAAGAGGCGCGCGGCAAAUGCGGAACUCACUGGACCUCCAUCAGGAUUCGGUUUUGUCGAGUUUGAAAGCUCAAAGGAUGCGGAGGACGCUGUACAUCAUUUCAACGGCAAGCCAUUCAUGGGAGCCAACAUUGUCGUCGAAUUCGCCAAAGAAAGUCGCCCCCGUCGGGAUGUCUAUGAGAGCGACCGUGGCUACGGGGCUGCUCGUUCCCGCAGGCCUCCAGGUAUCCGCCUGAUCGUUUCCGGUAUUUCUCGUGACACAAGCUGGCAGGACUUGAAAGAUUUCGGACGCGAGGCGGGUAGCGUGUCGUUCGCUGACAUUGAUCGUGACAACCCUGGCCAGGGUAUCCUUGAGUAUCUAUCGCGAGAUGACGCAGACCGUGCCGUCAAGGAUUUGGACGGUAAAGACCUGCGCGGUAGACCUGUCCGCGUUGCCUACGAUGAUGCCCGCGGUGGACCUGAUAACUACAGGCGCGAGGAUCGUCGUGAGGAACGUCCUCGAGGUGACGACCGAUACAAAGAAGAACGUUACUACAGGGAUGAUCGUGCAUCUUAUCGCCGCGAGCGAUCUCGCUCGCCUCCUCGUCGCAAUGAUCAUGACGAUCGUCGCCCCAGGUCUCCACCUCCGCCGCGGAGGGAUCUUGAUGAGAGAAAACCUGCAGGGUACGAUGAUUACCGACGGGGAGGUUAUGAUGAUGACCGCAGAGCCCCUGAUUAUUAUUAUGACCGCCGCAGGGACGAUGACCGGCGACGUGAAGACCGCGGUGGCAGACGCGACGAAAAAGACGAUCGGUACGACGACAGGGCGAUGAGGCACGCAAAUGGCGAUGGUGGAUGGGCGCGUUAAAGGAUAUAGGCAGCCGCUGGAUAUUUUGCACUUGGCCGAGGGGCACCGCAUCCGUUAUUGGUUUUCCACUCUCUUAUGAUGGUCAUGGUCUCCUCGAGCUUGGCGUUGGCGUAUGUUGGGUCGAACCGG